This is a messenger RNA of Caenorhabditis elegans, 186 nucleotides long. RefSeq lists its product as uncharacterized. The transcript has 2 exons. The record is from RefSeq and is marked reviewed. NCBI's taxonomy places the organism in Eukaryota, Metazoa, Nematoda, Chromadorea, Rhabditida, Rhabditidae. The coding region runs from base 1 to 186 and encodes 61 amino acids.
AUGCCUUUAAAGGCCGUCCCUCUGCUUGGAAGAAAGCUGUGUUUUUGUCCAUUGAAGCCACACCCACAACAAGUCGGACGUCUUCUGGAACGAUGUCGCCGUGAGAAGAUAUGCGGGGGAGAGCGACGGAUUCAGGAUUGUUGGCGACAAACAUUUGGAAAAUGUGGAGACGACUAUUCAGUGUGA